CUGCCAUGAUGCCACCUUGCCUUUCUCGAGAUUGCCUCUCUCAAAAUAAGGCCAAGGCCUCAAAGUCGCAGGAGGUGCCUGAAGGUAUGCUGACAGCUGCAUCUGCUUUGGCGCCAUGAGUUCAGAAACUUCGAGCUCCCUUUCCCACUGGGAGACCUGGCGUCUCCUGGUCCUAGUGGGAGCCUGCGUUGGUAUCCUUCUCAAUACCUUCCAAGGUGAAGGCGCGCCCUUGGUAGCUUCGACUGCGUUUAGCGGCAUCGCGUUCGCGGUCACAUUCAGCUUGAUCAGAUGGCUCGGGCCGGUAUUUAUGAAGGCCGGGCUGAAGGGGAAGGACAUGGCAAAGCCGCGGAGGCCGGAAAUACCGGAGACGAUGGGCGCGGUUUGCGCUAUUGUCUAUCUCCUUGCGCUGAUCUUCUUCAUCCCGUUUGCUUUCUACAAGGAUAUCGUGGCAGCCACCUCGGGUGGAGGCAACCGAGAUGUGGUGAUUGAGGUUGAGCAUGUUGAAACUGGUCGCAUGCUCCACCGGUUUCCUCAUGGCAGGCUCGCGUCCUAUCUCUCCGGCCUCCUUUCCCUGCAAUGUAUCGUGAUCCUUGGGAUCGGCGACGACUUGCUUGACAUUCGCUGGAGGCACAAAGUCCUCAUCCCCGCAUUCGGCGCCAUUCCAAUGCUCAUCGUCUACUUCGUCGACUUUGGCGUCACCCAGGUCGUUGUCCCCGUCCCCCUGCAGCCCUACUUGGGCUCCACUAUCGACCUUGGUUGGUUGUAUUACGGAUACAUGGCAGCCGUGGCGAUCUUCUGCCCGAACUCGAUAAACAUGCUGGCCGGAAUCAACGGGGUGGAGGUGGCCCAGUCUCUCGUGAUUGCGGGCUUGCUGAUAGCGAACGACGUCUUAUACCUGGCACCCAUCACACCGUACCCGCAUCCUGCGACCGACUCGCAUCUGUUUUCCCUAUACUUUCUGCUGCCGUUCGUCGGGGUUUCCUUGGCCCUUUUGUGCCAUAACUGGUACCCUUCCAAAGUGUUUGUCGGCGACACCUACUGCUACUUUGCGGGAAUGGUGUUUGCUGUGGUUGGCAUCUUGGGCCACUUCAGCAAAACGCUACUGCUUCUCUUCAUCCCGCAGAUCUUCAACUUCCUGUACUCGACCCCCCAGCUCUUCCACGUGAUCCCUUGUCCGCGCCAUCGUCUGCCGAAGUUCAAUUCCGUCUCUGGAUUGUUAGACGCAUCGGUGACAGAAUGGACCGUGCCACCCUCACCACCCAUUGCGACUAUCCUAGAGCUCCUGCACCGGCUCCGCCUGGUGCGCGUGACGAAGAACGACAAGGGUCAGAUCGUCGAAUCGACGAAUUUGACCAUCCUCAAUCUGUGGCUUGUCUGGGCCGGGCCAAUGAAGGAGAACCAGCUCGCCUGGCACAUGGUGGGUGUUCAGACGGUUUGCGGACUGUUGGGUCUGUUCGUGCGACAUCGCCUGGCGCUACUGGUCUUUCGGGAGGACAACCGGGCGUUUGGAACUCCCGUAUAGCCGUUCUAGAGUGUAUUUUAUGUAACAGUUGUUUCUGCG
Messenger RNA from Aspergillus heteromorphus CBS 117.55, 1561 nucleotides. RefSeq names its product UDP-N-acetylglucosamine--dolichyl-phosphate N-acetylglucosaminephosphotransferase. The record is from RefSeq and is a predicted model, not a curated record. Gene Ontology annotation, biological process: dolichol-linked oligosaccharide biosynthetic process; protein N-linked glycosylation. Gene Ontology annotation, cellular component: membrane. Bases 116 to 1522 code for a protein of 468 amino acids. Gene Ontology annotation, molecular function: UDP-N-acetylglucosamine-dolichyl-phosphate N-acetylglucosaminephosphotransferase activity. NCBI's taxonomy places the organism in Eukaryota, Fungi, Ascomycota, Eurotiomycetes, Eurotiales, Aspergillaceae. The transcript has 3 exons.